Colletes gigas is the source of this 3430-nucleotide messenger RNA. RefSeq lists its product as uncharacterized. Gene Ontology annotation, cellular component: cytoplasmic microtubule; endoplasmic reticulum tubular network; endoplasmic reticulum membrane. The coding region runs from base 796 to 3183 and encodes 795 amino acids. The transcript is spliced from 9 exons. Gene Ontology annotation, biological process: endoplasmic reticulum tubular network organization. Gene Ontology annotation, molecular function: microtubule binding. Lineage: Eukaryota; Metazoa; Arthropoda; Insecta; Hymenoptera; Colletidae. The record is from RefSeq and is a predicted model, not a curated record.
UGACAAUCAUCGAAUUACCUGCGAGGCUCGAUCGACUAUAGUUUCGCGCGAUUCCCCACCGCGAGACGAAUUCUUUGCUGGUUAGUCGUCCCUCGAUCGUCGAACGAAAUCGAGAUCGUCCAGAGCUGCGAUCGCAGCGAGUCGAAGUCAUUUAAAUCGGUGGUUGUCGAAGAAUUCAAACUUUCGGAGCAGGAACGUCCGAUCUAUAGAACCGAAACUGGCCAGUUCGUCGACCAGUGAGAUCAUUGUCGCUUCCAGUCCGACUGGUGGAUCGGUAUUCCGGUCCGCGCGACAGCGGCUUAAGGCGCGAAAAUAGAGUCUGUGGAGCCGUCGGUGCAGCCAGAACCCCGCUACGCAUUUAGUCUUUAACUGGAAGCAUCCGCGAGCGGAACGAGACGCAGUAGCGGCUGCCUCGAAGUUUUCCGCGAUCUAACUGCGCUCAACCACCGGGUGUCCCUUCGGAACUGGUGGCUCGGUCGUCGCGGUACGACGAUGCGAGCGUUCCUGGAAGGGUGCAACAAGUGCGAGGCGCGAUCUUAAGAUGGUACAAGCGACCUGGGUGUUAGGUCUGGUGAACCGUCUCGAAAUAGAUCGUGUCGUUGAAGGUGCACGAUGAAAGUAUUUCGAACUCGACUCCUCGAUCGAGGAUCGUUUGGUUAGAUCGGUCCUUUCGCGACUCUUUGGAUGCGUCGGAUCGGGCCGACCUGCAUCGAAAAUCGUGAAGGACGGGGCUCGAUAGGGCGAUAGAUCGUGUCGCUAGACCAACCAGACAAGGGAGAGAGAAGCUCCGGGAAUAUGGAAACCGAAGGGAUCGAGCAUCGGCCGGGCAGUUCCGUCGAAAAACAGUUUGUCUGGAUGCUCUGUAAAGCGGGAGUACCUGGAAUAUUGGUCGAAAGUUUCGAAGCUUUCGGGCGGUUUUGCGCGAACCUGAUUCCAAAGAGAAUAAGCCUGGGUUUCUUGCGAGUCCUGGCCGCGCUGCUGGUGAUCGUUGUACCCCGAUCGAUCACUUACCUUUUGCUGUAUCCGAUUUUCAGAUUAGUGUUCGGCAAUUUGUAUCCGGCCUACGCUUCGUACAAGGCGGUGCGGACCAAGAAUGUCAAAGAAUACGUCAAAUGGAUGAUGUACUGGAUCGUGUUUGCACUGUUCACGUGCGCGGAAACCUUCACCGACUUCUUCUUUAGCUUCUGGUUCCCCUUUUACUAUGAAAUUAAAACUAUUCUGGUGGUGUGGCUGUUGAGCCCAGCCACCAAGGGCUCGAGCAUCCUUUAUCGUCGCUUCGUCCAUCCGGCUUUGAUCCGCCGUGAGGCCGAAAUCGACGAAGCUCUCGCACGCGCGACGGAGCAGGGUUACACGGCUGUCUUGCACCUUGGCUCGAAGGGUGUCAACUAUGCCACCACGGUCCUCAUGCAGACCGCCAUAAAGGGUGGCGGCGGACUGGUGCAGCAUUUGAAGAAGAGCUACAGCCUGAGCGACCUGACCGGCGAGAAGGAGGACGAGAAUAGAAACACGUCGCACAUGCACGACGAGACGGACAUGGAAGUGGAACCUCGUCGAAGGGAGCACGUGGGACGAAGAGGCUAUAGUCCUCGCCGGACACAGUCGAGUAGCAAUCGUGUGGAGAUGUACUUCUCCGAGGUGGACGUCGAUGUUAGACAACCCAGGCCUAGGGAACCGACAGCUAGCUUAAUUAAUAUUAGAUCUUCGGACGAUAUAUCCAGCGGAUACAGCAGCGGAGAAGCGUUGCAAUCUACUCGUUCGUCUCAGGGUGAUUCGUUAGUUAGAACAUCGAGCGUCGGCGCAAGAACACGUGCAAAACCCCGCUCCACCGCGAAGAAAACGCCAGAGGACGCAGGAGGAGAGGAUUCCGACAGCAACGAUCUCCCUUCCCCCAAAAACAUCUCACUUCCGACACCUCUAAGUCUCGUCACCCCCGAACAAGCUCUCGAGAUCUUGCUUCUGCUAUCGAAAAACAGUAAUGUUGCAGAUUAUAUAAAAUUCGAUCGUGGAUCCUUUGUCGCAGGUAACGAUGAUUUAGUCGAAAACACCAGUCAAUCAGGCCCCGAACCGCUGAAACUCGAGUCAGAAUCGAGAUCGGACUCUGCUCUGACCGCAGAGGUUCAGAUCAUUCAGAGUAUAGAGACGAAAACUGUCCCUGAACAAUCCGCGAGCGUCCAAGAGACAAAAACCGAGGGAAGUUCGGAGACUUCACCUUCCAUCAUUGACCAAGUUCCUUCGAUAGUUUCCGAAAAAUCUGUCAAAGACGUGGACCGCUCGGUGACCGACGAACUAUGCCAGAACAAGUUCGACGAACUGAAGCAGCUUCUCAGCGAAGCCCACAAGGCUGUUAAUAACAUCGUCCAUACUCAAGAGCAACCGAAACUCACCGACACCGAUGACUCCGAGACGUCCCAGAAACCCCCGCAAGAUGAAAAUAUUAAAGAAAUAUACGACGAAACCUUAAAGAAAGUGCCUUCGAAAGUCGACGAAGAAUCGAAAACUGUGGCGUCCAAUGAUCCGAUAAAAAUAAUUACGGAAAAUGACAAUGCCUCGACCUUGGAUUUAUGGGCGACUCCGAACGUAUCGAGGAGCAAUUCCGAUAGCAUAAAUCGCUCGGGAAAGUAUCACAAGAAGCCAGCGCCGAAAAUACCUCUCACGAGAAGCGAGGAAGAUUUGGCGACCGACACCGAUUCCCAGAACGCGGUGAAAGCCACGCUGGUGAUUAAAACCGGGACUCUGAAGACGUUCUCGAACGCCGGUGCUCCGAAGGACGUCUUCAUCGCCCACGUCGCGGACAAAUCCAAAGGAAAGAAGUCCAAGAGACAGAGGACCAAGGAAGGGUUCUCGAAAUUGUUGACGAUUCCCAAAAAUAUUUUCCACGGCGCCUUCUCCAGGGACCAGAAAGGUUCCUCCAAAGCUGACGACUCCAGUCCGGACGUUAGCGCUUCUCAGUCGAGAUCGAACAGCAUCGAGCCGCAGGAAACGAUCAUAGAACUUGCUCCAAAAUCGUCCAACUCGAGUCAAGAAACAAACGACAAGAGCGACGAUACUUCAAACAGCUCGGAUAUUUACAACGACGCUGAAAAUGCGAACAAAGUCGAGGAAGAGAAGAACGAUGGAACGCAAAUAAGAGAAAUGUCUCAGUCGCCGAAAGUUGGGAGAAAAUUGGAGUCGGACAUUUACUAAUUUUACCAGAAACGUAACAUAGGAAGGCGAGAGUUAGACGGGUCUAAUUGACUGGUUUUCAGAGGCGAAUUAAACAACCCUUGUGUCAUCCAUCCUUUCCCAUCCCCCUCACUGUUUAAAUACUCUACCAUAUUGGAAAUCUGGAGAGAAGAAUCGGAUUAACUCGUUCAGAUCAUAACAAGCUUUGCCACCCUCCCCCGCAGCAAGAAGGUCAGUAAGAAGAAGGUGGCAUGAAAUUUAGGGACAG